Messenger RNA from Caenorhabditis briggsae, 231 nucleotides. The transcript has 4 exons. NCBI's taxonomy places the organism in Eukaryota, Metazoa, Nematoda, Chromadorea, Rhabditida, Rhabditidae. The coding region runs from base 1 to 231 and encodes 76 amino acids. The record is from RefSeq and is a predicted model, not a curated record.
AUGGAUUUCGAAAAUCUCUAUAUUAUUGAUUUUUCUGAGGAUUCUCUUAUUUUAUCUCUAAACUAUUCCUAUAAUUUUUCCCCUCAAGAAGGAAAUUCACUGGGUGCUAACCGAAUGUCUCAAAGCAAUGACCACAACAGAGUGGAACUGCACAAAAAGGCCCCCGAAGAGAAGCGUCGUAGUAGAAAACUGCCGCAAGUAAAAAGUGUAAAACAAACAAUUAAAGCAUAA